UUUUAGUCUAUGGUUUUUUAUUUUCAAAGUGGAUGAAGUGCACGGCAUCGGUUUUUAAAUUAAAGUUUAUACAUUUGAUAUUGUAAUUUACUAAAGACAUAAAAUAUCUGGUAUUUCUCUCUAACUAAAACCUUGUAAGAUAUAAAUGUACUAGAAAGUUUUGUAACUAGACCAAGCGAAGACGCUAACAAUAUGACAGCCGACGAAAGUGCCGAAAUUGACUGGGGAAAUGAGAGGUUAAGUCGCGCUCAGCGUGCGGUGGAAGCGAACGUCUAUGACGUAGACUCCUGGUCUCUUCUGAUCAGAGAAGCGCAAACAAGGCCAAUAAAUGAGGUCCGGUCUAUGUACGAGAAGCUUAUCACAGCAUUCCCGACCACGGGGAGGUACUGGAAGAUUUACAUAGAACAGGAGAUGAAAGCAAGAAACUUUGAAAAAGUAGAAAAGUUGUUUCAGAGGUGCCUGAUGAAGAUCCUCAACAUAGAGCUGUGGCGCCUCUACUUGAAUUACGUUAAGGAAACCAAAUGCAUGUUACCCACAUACAAAGAGAAAAUGGCACAGGCUUACGAUUUCGCACUGGACAAAAUUGGCUUAGACAUCCACGCGUAUCCAAUAUGGAACGAUUACGUAACGUUUUUGAAGGCCGUAGAUGCCGUUGGUUCAUAUGCUGAGAAUCAAAAAAUAUCUGCUGUUAGAAAGGUAUAUCAACGAGCAGUCAUCACACCUAUAAUCGGUAUUGAAACACUGUGGAAGGAUUAUAUAGCGUUUGAACAAGGCAUCAAUACUAUUAUUGCGGAACGCAUGGCGAUGGAGCGGUCGCGCGAGUACAUGAACGCGCGGCGAGUCGCCAAGGAGCUGGAGACGGUGACUCGAGGACUGAACAGAAACAUGCCGGCCACCCCGCCCACAGUCGACCGGGAGGAGAUGAAACAGGUGGAACUGUGGAAGAAGUACAUAACAUGGGAGCGAUCCAACCCCCUGCGCUCGGAGGACACGGCGCUGGUGGCGCGGCGGGUGAUGUUCGCGAUAGAGCAGUGCCUGCUGUGCCUCGCGCACCACCCCGACGUGUGGCAUCAGGCCGCGCAGUUCCUGGACCAUUCCGCUAAACUUCUGCAGGAAAAAGGGGACUCGAACGCAGUGCGGCUGUUCUCUGACGAGGCGGCAGCGGUGUACGAGCGCGCGACCAGCGGCCCGCUCAAACACUCCACCUUGCUGCACUUCGCGCACGCCGACUAUGAGGAGAGCAGGCUGCAUUAUAACAAGGUGCACCAAGUGUACACUCGCUACCUGGACAUGGAGGACAUCGAGCCGACGCUGGCGUAUGUGCAGUAUAUGAAGUUUGCUCGCCGCGCCGAGGGAAUCAAGUCAGCCCGGACUGUGUUCAAACGUGCUAGAGAGGAUCCUAGGUCUCUGUACCACGUGUUCGUGGCAGCUGCACUGAUGGAGUACUACUGCUCCAAAGAUAAGAACAUCGCCUUCCGUAUCUUCGAGCUCGGCCUCAAGAAGUUCUCACACAUCCCUGAAUAUGUGCUCUGCUACAUCGACUACUUGUCACAUCUGAACGAGGACAACAACACACGCGUGCUAUUCGAGAGGGUGCUAUCGUCCGGCAGUCUGAAGCCGGAGAGCUCGGUGGACAUCUGGAACAGGUUCCUGGAGUUCGAGUCCAACAUCGGGGACUUGGUCAGCAUCGUCAAGGUGGAGAAACGGAGGCAGGCUGUGCUUGAAAAGAUCAAAGAGUUCGAAGGCAAGGAGACGGCGCAGCUGGUCGACAGAUACAAGUUCCUGGACCUCUACCCGUGCAGCAUUGCUGAGCUCAAGUCUAUCGGCUAUACUGAGGUGGCAUCAAUGUCUAACAAAUCGUGGGCCCUCGGCGGUCCUCUCGCUGGGAUAUCUCCAGAACUAGCAGCAGUCAUCCUGGGACAAAAGGAUAAUGACCCAAACAAGGAUAUAGCGCGUCCCGAUACGAAUCAGAUGAUACCUUACAAGCCGAAGGCCAACCCACUGCCGGGAGAGCACCCUAUAUCAGGCGGCACGUUCCCGAUCCCGCCGGCCGCGGCGCACCUGUGCACGCUGAUGCCGCCGCCGAGCAGCUUCCGCGGCCCCUUCGUGGCCGUGGACCGCCUCAUGCAGCUCUUCAACAGGAUCUCGCUGCCCGACAAACCGCCCGCCCCGACGCCUGAGAACGGCUGCGACACCAAACUGUUCGACCUGGCGCGCUCCGUGCACUGGAUCGUGGACGACGAUGGAGUUAGCACCACGAACAAGGCUCGUCGAAGAAAAGCCGGCGAAGAUUCCGACGAUGAUGAUUUAGGAGUGGCGCCCCCCGUCAACGACAUAUACAGGCAGAGACAACAGAAGAGAGUCAAGUGAGAACCACGAGUGUAAUAUUGGUAUUGAUAUAAUUCAAAUGAAAUAAAAUGAUGAAUUUAUUAUUA
Molecule: messenger RNA, 2435 nt
Organism: Bicyclus anynana (squinting bush brown)
Lineage: Eukaryota; Metazoa; Arthropoda; Insecta; Lepidoptera; Nymphalidae
Gene: su(f)
Product: protein suppressor of forked
Exons: 18
Coding region: 193-2370 (725 amino acids)
Biological process (GO): mRNA 3'-end processing
Cellular component (GO): nucleus
Molecular function (GO): protein binding; mRNA binding
Source: RefSeq, a predicted model, not a curated record